Molecule: messenger RNA, 2353 nt
Organism: Austrofundulus limnaeus
Lineage: Eukaryota; Metazoa; Chordata; Actinopteri; Cyprinodontiformes; Rivulidae
Product: zinc finger CCHC domain-containing protein 7
Exons: 8
Coding region: 574-1920 (448 amino acids)
Biological process (GO): nuclear polyadenylation-dependent CUT catabolic process; nuclear polyadenylation-dependent snRNA catabolic process; nuclear mRNA surveillance of mRNA 3'-end processing
Cellular component (GO): TRAMP complex
Molecular function (GO): zinc ion binding; RNA binding
Source: RefSeq, a predicted model, not a curated record
CUGGGUAAUAUCAGUUACUGGCAUUUAAAACAGGACAUGAUCUUCGUAAACAUUUUACUGUAAAAGUGUUUGAAAAGCGUCUGAACUCAGGGUUCCUUUUUUGUUGGCCAACUAUUUUUCCCCGCGUUACGUCGAAACACCGGGUAAGCGCUUCAAUCAGCGGCCGCAUGUAAAACAUAACUUCUGUCUACGCUUUAUGAAGGAUAACAUUGCCGUUUGUAAUUAAGGUAACGCUACUUAUCCAAAUUAAAAUGGUGGUAAAACGGAAAAGCGCCGUUGUUCGAAAAAGGUUACUCAACUUAGUUAUGUUUCGCUUUUAACUUAGCUACAUGCUAUCCACAACGGCACAGUCAGUGACAGACAGUGUGUAGCCUUAAACUACUAUAUAUGGAGGUUUUUACAAAACAACUGUACGCUUUUUAGGUUUUCAGAUGAGAAGGCGAAAAAAAAAAUUAACAAUGAUCUGUCCUUUAUCGAUUUAAAGCUACUCGGGUAAACGUGUAGUUAAACCGCUGUUCAGCUGCAGUACAGGCAGCCGCCGCUGGGCGUCGCUGUUCAGCUUCAGGCUCCAUCAUGAACUGCACGAAGAAAAAUGAAGUUGAAGAUAAAGAAGGGACCAAAGAUGAUUUCUUCUUCUUUAUUGCGGACUCCGGKGGUUCAGACGAGGAGGAAGAGUUUCAUUCUGACUUUAGGAAACAACAGAAAAGCAGACGUAAACAAACUGCACACCUCAGGAAGACCUCACCACCCCUCAUCCUGGCCUUCCCCAUCACUUCUGAGAAGACUCCCCAAAACACCAGCAGUGUCCCCGGUGAUGAUUUGCAGGAGGAGGAGGAGGAGGACAGUGACCAGCCCAUAGAGGAGUGGAUGAUCCUGGGAGGUGAGGAGCUGGAGGAAGACUCCAACAUCCUACUCAAUCUCGGCUACUGGAGCAGCUCUGAUGACGAGUUUGGAGAUGAAGAUAUACCUGAUGAGAAAUCAACACUAGACAUUUGGGCCGUAUCAGAUAAAGACAAGUAUGGUGCUGCUCAGUCUUUGGCCUUUCGUUAUUUCAUCCCUGGUCCCUCUUCAAUCUGUUACGUUUGCAACAAGACGGGACACUUGGCUAAAUAUUGCACCUCUCAAAAGAAGAGUCCUAUUUGUGUCCUUUGUGGCACCCAGGGACACAUCCAGAGGGACUGUCCACGUCGUCCAUGUCCUCACUGUGGACUGACUUCCCAUGGCCUCGACCCCUGCAGAGUGCCUCCGGUGUGGAAACAGCACUGCCAGCGCUGUGGGACGAUGGGUCACCUGACAGACGCCUGUCCAGAUACAUGGAGACAAUAUCACUUGACAGUGGAUUUAGAGGUUCCUCUCAAACCAAGAACUGUCUGCAGCCUCAAACAGAAAAGUCACCGUGCUCAUUGUUACAACUGCUCCGACAGGGGACAUUACGGUUAUGAGUGCACAAGGAGGAGGAUGAUCAGUGGUACCUUUCCUUCACUGCCUUAUGUUUGUCACUAUGACACGGCGGAGGACGUUCUGCUGCGUGGUACCAGGACGCAUACAGGAGCCAAAGAUCUUCUGAGCACUGGAUCCUGUCCUCCUCCUGACCACUUACGUGAAAGAGCAGCUGUUUGUGGUGAGAAGAACGGGAGAAGUAGGAAAAAGCAGGAGGUGAGAGGAAGGAGGAAAACAUGGCCUGAGAGGCGCAGAGAACGGCGCGAGGUGAAGCGCCUGAGAAAGGAAGCCAAGGUCAGGCGGGAAGGAGGAGGAUCUCCUCGCUGCAACUCUGAUGAUGAAGUUUGCCCCGUGGACCCCUUCAGACACAAACCGUUUACUUCCCCUCCGGAGAAGAAGAAGAUGAGAGGAGAAAGAUGGGGAAAAGAACAGGAGGAACAGCAAAGUAGAGAGGUGAAAGAACUUGUGUCCUCUUGCUGACAAGGACGUUAGAAGUGAAAAUAUGUCUCAAAACAAAACCUGCUGUAAUCUGCAUUAAUGGUCUUGUCCAUGCCUGUGUGUUUGUGUGUUUGUUAGCAAAAUAUUCAAUAAACCACUGCAGAACUAUAAUGAAAGUUGCAGAAAAUAAUAAUUGGAUGAACAACUAAUUAAGUUUUGGAGUCACCUGGAUUCAGGAUUUAACCAACUUUCCUUAAAUAACACAAAUGCUACGCCUCGAUUUUCUAGACAUUCAUAUAAAAAUUCAUGUGGAAGCAGCUGAGAGUCAUACACAGCACACAUUCUGGGGGUUAGAUUGUGCAUAACUUUAUUUUAAAGGUCUGAGCUAAAUUCCUGCCAUGUCAAUUUCUUCAAAAAGUAUUGUAGAAUAUGUACAGCUGAAAUAAUUUUCAUCAUUAAAUGUGGUUUGAAAGUA